Suillus paluster is the source of this 1774-nucleotide messenger RNA. RefSeq lists its product as uncharacterized. Lineage: Eukaryota; Fungi; Basidiomycota; Agaricomycetes; Boletales; Suillaceae. Bases 347 to 1774 code for a protein of 475 amino acids. The record is from RefSeq and is a predicted model, not a curated record. The transcript has 12 exons.
CUACGAUUCCGUCUCAGAUUUUUGGUGUCCUCAUGCAUCCUCACGAUUGUGCCCCUGAGCCCUUGCACAUGCCGGUGUCACGUGUUCAUAACCAGAGAACAAGACGCCCAACGUUGCUUCUGACGCCAAAAAUCAUGCGCAUACUCGCCUCAGCUCCUCGGCUAUCGAACAGUCAUGAAGUUGGUAACACGCACGCCAAAUAUUUCAUUAAGGAUGGCGUCUCCUGUACUAUGCGGAGCACUCCCGCAUGCAGCCCAUGUGCAGGUUGCCACACCUCCUUUGGCAUACUCUGUUCAGCGCAAUAUAAAGCGCCUUGAUACCAGAGAACAUCUAACAUCCAGUCAGUAUGAUAGCAGACCCAAACGCCUUGACAUCGGGGAACAACCCAACCAAUUCAUCUUCACCUAACACUCGGACGUCAGCCAGUUCAUCUGAGACAUCGUGUAAAUGUCCCACUGUCGAUCCACCAGGGAGAAAUCUGAUUAUCUGCAUCGAUGGGACAUCGAACAAGUUUGGUGAUAAAAAUACCAAUAUUGUCGAACUAUACAGCAAGAUCAUCAAGACUGACACACAGUUAACGUACUACAACAGUGGUGUAGGAACAUACUCCAGGCCCUACGGUCUUACACACACACGCGUGGUGGAGCACGUUUCGAGUAUCUUGGACCUGGCCAUUGCUCAUAAUAUCAGCAAAAAUAUCAUGCACGCCUAUGAAUGGCUCUCAGACAAAUACAAGAUUGGUGAUAAGAUCUUCCUGUUUGGCUUUUCAAGAGGUGCAUACCAAGUUCGUGCGUUGGCAGGAAUGAUCCACGAAGUGGGGCUCAUAUUACCCGGCAACCGAGAACAGAUCCCCCAUGCCUUCCAGCUCUACUCAGACAUCAAUAGUGGGAGGCCCAAGGAUAGGGAACUUGCGAAGGAAUUCAAAGAGUCGUUCUCGAGAAACAGCGUAGCGAUACAUUUCAUCGGCGUAUGGGACACCGUUUCAUCUGUUGGUGUAAGGAAGGCCAAGAAUUUGCCGUCCACCGAUACAUGCGAUCACGUCUGCUACUUUCGCCAAGCACUCGCGCUAGAUGAGCGUCGAGUGAAAUUUCUACCUGAAUAUGUCUAUGGCAGCAUGAGCGAUCGAUCGAACUGGGUCGAAGAUAAACCAUCGUCAUUUUCCAAGGACGAAGAUAAACUGUCGUCAUCUCCCAAGGGCCAAGAUCAUAUUAAGGAGGUUUGGUUUGCUGGUAGCCAUUCAGAUGUCCAUCCCCUCGACUUCGAAGACAUGCCUCUACUAUGGAUGCGUGAAGAAGCCCUCGACGCAGGGCUUCUGCUCAAUCCUCCCAAGGUAGCUUUCAAAUAUGAAGACUUCGAGGAACCUAAGAUCACCGACUCUUUAACCUUCCUGUGGGGGCUACUUGAGGCUUUGCCGAUCAGACGUCUUCGCUACAAUAACUCCAAAGAGGACACGAUAUGGCCGCAUCUUGGAAGAGAGCGUGUCAUUUUGCCCGGUCAAAAGGUCCAUGCGUCGGUUCUGUUUCGUACUAACUAUCGGUCGAAAGCAAUUUUCUGGAGAAAUCUUCAGCAAUGGCCUGAAGCAAUGUACUGGCAUAAAGCCUCAGAGGAGCAGUUAUCGCGACUUGGUCCUUCCUGGGAACAAGCUCCUUUCAAAUACUCGACUGCUGAAGCUCUCGUUGGAAUCCACAAGAAAAACAACCUUGAUUACGUCGAUCGCUUGGCAUUCAUGUGUUCAUUUGGUGAGAUGCCAGAUGGUUGUAACUUGCUGACCUGA